UCAUUCUUCCUUGCAAGGCCACGAGCUGACUCGUGCACCAGCAAUCUGAACAUCAAAGAUCCUAUCCCUUUUGAUACAACCAACCUUCACUGCCUUUCUGUAUGGGAUGCUCAAGGUUUCAUCCUCAGAUAUGUUCAUACAUCUGCAAACAUUUGGAGCUUCAUUCUCUCAACCCCAGACACAAAUUCUUACAUAGCUAUGGGGUUCUCAGCCAAUGGUAGCAUGGUGGGUUCAAGUGCCAUAGUGGGGUGGGUGGCAUCCAGAGGAAUCAGUGGAGGGAUAAAGCAGUAUUAUCUAGGUGGGAAUACACAAAAUCAGGUGGUGCCUGAUAAAGGCAACCUACAGGUUAUAGCCAAUUCAACCUUCAUAACUUUAGAAUCCUCUCGUCUGUACAUGGUGUUUCAGUUAGAAGCUACUGAACCUUUGUCCUGGUUGAUAUUUGCCACUGGUUCCACUGGAUUAUUCCCUGCAGCACCAAGUUACACACUAACAAAACACCUAGACAAGGUUUCCACAAGAAUAGACUAUUCAAAAGCCCAACUUGGAAGUUCACAAGUGGAUGGAGGAAAUUCUUCACAAGGAGAUGGAAAUAGUUCACAACUAGACACCUGUGACUCCAAGCUAAACCUCAGUGUUCCUCUUUUCUUCGACACAACCAAGCUCAAUUGUCUUCCUGUUUGGAAUUCUCAAGGAUACAUCCUUAGAUAUUCUCAGAGUUCUCCAAACAUAUGGAGCUUCAUUCUCUCAGCCCCAAAUCCAAAUUCUUACAUAGCAAUGGGGUUCUCUCCCAAUGGAGGAAUGGUGGGUUCAAGUGCCAUAGUGGGGUGGAUAUCAUCCAAUGGAGCUGGUGGAGGAAUGAAACAGUAUUAUCUAGCAGGGACCACACCAAACCAGGUGGUGCCAGAUAGAGGAAACUUAAAAGUUCUCACAAACUCAACCUUAAUCACAUCACAGUCCUCACGUUUGUACAUGGUCUUCCAGUUACAAACCAACCACCCUCUGUCCCAGCUGAUUUACGCUAUUGGACCCAACGGUAUCUUUCCUUCAGCACCAAGUUUUGCACUAGCGCAGCACCAAGACAAAAUUUCCAUUACAUUGAAUUAUGCAACAGGUUCAAGUGGAUCAGAAAACCCAACUAUGAACCUGAAAAGGAUCCAUGGGGUGGUGAAUAUCUUGGGAUGGGGCAUCCUAAUCAUAAUGGGAGCAAUAGUUGCUCGUCACUUCAAGGAAUGGGAUCCAUUUUGGUUUUAUUUCCAUGCUUCAGUACAAUCAUUGGGCUUUGUUCUAGGAGUAAUUGGUGUAAUUAGUGGGCUUGUCCUUAAUAAUGAACUCCAUGUUGACGUUACACUUCACAAGGCUCUUGGAAUCAUCAUUCUCGUUCUAGCUUGUCUCCAGAUAAUGGCUUUUCUGGGUCGUCCGAACAAGGAAUCAAAAGUGAGAAAGUAUUGGAAUUUAUACCAUCAUAACAUAGGGAGAGUCUUGAUUAUACUCGCCAUAGCUAACAUUUUCUACGGAAUCUAUUUAGGUAAGGAAGGAAGUGCAUGGUUGGUUGGUUAUGGAAUUGUGCUUGCUCUACUACUCUCUAUUGCAGUCUUUUUUAAGAUUAGACCGUGGAGUACUAGAGACUAA
Gastrolobium bilobum is the source of this 1629-nucleotide messenger RNA. RefSeq names its product cytochrome b561 and DOMON domain-containing protein At3g07570-like. The transcript has 6 exons. The coding region runs from base 199 to 1629 and encodes 476 amino acids. Lineage: Eukaryota; Viridiplantae; Streptophyta; Magnoliopsida; Fabales; Fabaceae. The record is from RefSeq and is a predicted model, not a curated record.